ACUUUACAUCCUUUACACCCUUUACACCCUUUACACCCAAUAGUGCCUACAUACAAAGAAUUUGCCUGUAUGGUAUGUGGUACCCUCAUCCAACUCCGGCCAGACCCAAUAACGCUAACAUAUGCGCCAUCAAACUUGGAAAGUUGAUCGUAAACAUUUUGGGAAAUCGUGUACCUUAACCUAACUUACAUAAUUGCAAGUGUGUCUCGGGGCCUCUACCUUCGACCAAUUCUUUCCCUUUCUUUGUAUAUUUCCUUGUAAUAUAGGUAGCCCUUUUCGUUACCUGGUAGACAUAUACCUAGUACCGAGCAUGACAAGGUCAGUUGAGCAGUGAGAAGGCAACAUUGAGGCUCAAGCAAGCUCAAGCAAGCUGUAAACUAGGUGAAAUAGGUACAGACUACCUAGACCUAGGUAUACCAUAUUACCUAGUACCCAGAUGAGUGUGACCUAUCGAAGUUCACUCUGCUCUGAUCUGCCGCUUGGCUUUGGCACCAAGUCAUUUAAUAUGCUCUCGUGAGCCGCCGAUAUUUCUCUCGUCACAAGCGCCGAUUACACCCGAAGCACCCGAAGCUACACCCGGCCUUACCCUUGUAUCUGGAAUGACCCUUCAUUAGGUGUAUCACUCCGCGCUUCAGCUAUCUCUCGGCUUCCGCGAGUUCAAGCAUGGAUCUGAGACCAGUUCCUCCGCGAUUAGUUGACCGAAGAGAAAUCCCGAAAUCUCAGCGGCGCGCAUCCUUCUCCGCUGUGAAAGCAUUGCGGUUAAGGUCGCUCAGUAUUAGCUCACAGAUCUCAAGCUCUUCCGAGACAGACCUUCCCUCACCAAUCACUAGUCGGAAGCGGACUUUGACGAAGAAUCGCACUUUUGAAUCUUUAAAGGAAGACUUGAUCCGGAGGCCCUCCAAGUCUUCAACCGAAGAUAACACUGAACGGAUAUCUACCUCGACUAGACCUACGAGUCCUUCGGGUACAGGCAGUCAAUGCGCUAGCAUCUUUGGUGAUUCUUCUACCGUCAUCAAGUCGGGGCCUCUCCUACCAGAGACAUCUAUUCUGAAGUCCAAGAAAGAAUUCCUGGUACUUACCCCUUUCGCCUUGAUCAAGUUCAAGAGUCGUUCUGCUGCAGUUGAGCGAUUCCCACAACUUUCGGCGAAUGGUAGCGUCGUUGACCUCGCCGGUCCGAAUAGUUCGGCAAGUUCUUUAAAGGAUCAUAGCCAUCAUGGAGAAUUACGUAUCCCCUUGGAGAAAGUCGUGUCUGUGUUCAACGACGAAGGGACCCGUCCAUCAUUUGGUAUCGAAGUCUGGUGGGACGAUCAAAGGGGGGUCUCAUUUACAUGUCUCCAAAUAGAUUUUGGUCUCCCAGAGGAUCGUAAUGAAUGGCUAAAGCAGAUUCGACAGGCGAUUAAAGUACGCGCCAAAGCUCUUCUAGAAGAGCCGACUCCCCCUGAUGUUGAACUAGAGCUUAAGCAUAUAUUAGAGCCUCAUCAAACACAGCAUAGAGCCAUUCGGAUGGAGAUAUAUCCUAUUAUACCUCGGCGGCGGUAUACAAUACAGAGAUCAAACUCAGGUGAGGCGAAGAGAGGCUGGAGGGAUCAUUCAUCUUUCUAUAUAGCAUUUACCAAGAACUUUUGUGUUCUUGCUCAGUUCACCAAAACUUCAACGGGCCUGAGGAUUAAUCCUAAUCUUGUUCAAUUCGGGUUGGUGACUCUUUCCAAAGUCAACGUCAUCCUUAACGAUGAAAGAUUUGACCUCGUUUUUCGACUGCCCUUGGAGAAGGCUAGGAAGCUAGAGCUUUCCAGCCGGCACCAUCGAAGCAUCUCAUCAAAGCUGUACAAAGCAGAUACCUAUCUGAAGCCGACUUGGCCUCUGUGGACUCGCCGUGAAGUUUUCUGCAUUGACGGCGAAGCCCCACAAAUGCCUCUCCCCAACGGCGAGGAUUAUUGUGGUUUCAAGACGACUCUAGGAGCUUUCAUCGAAGGAUACAACUGCGCUCCAGUUGAAUGGAUGGUGCAUUGGAAGAAUGUGCGGAACCCACCUCAGUUCUGUCUCCUCGCCCCAAAGGGACAGCCUAAGUAUACUGCCCACCAACUCCUGGCUGUUUUCCGUGCCUUACGCUUCAACGAUUUCUUCAAGUCGUUGUCGUUUUGCAAUAUCGAUUUCAGUAGUCUUUCUGAGACCUCCGAUAACGUUGCAAGACUGGAGUCUACAACUUGGCUCUCCAGAACAGGAAAUCGUAGUCUUACAAAAGCCGAGUACGAGCUUGUAGAGAAUUCUUCUGUGUUGUUCCAAGAGAUUGUAGCUCUCCUACUUGGGUCUGAGUCUAUUCGGCAUAUUGAUCUCAGCAACGUGCUCGGCAAUAUGCCCACUUCGCCAUCAGAGAAUGGUCAAUAUUCCCCGGGCCCAAUGAGUAGAGAGUGUGAAGUUAUACCACCUAUCGUCCUCCUCUGGAAGUCUCUACAGACUCGAUGCAACUCAAUUAACCUGAGUGGGAAUCGCCUAGGCGUGUCUGAUAUAGCAGGUCUUUCUCGUGUUCUACAGAAGAGGCCGGGCUUUUUGAAGAAAAUGUCUGUAUCGAAUUGCCAUCUUGACGAGAAUGCACUUGCAAUACUUUGGGAGGGCUUGCACGAGCAACAUUCGACUCUUGAGGUUCUUGACUUAUCACACAAUCUGGGCCGCAUAGAGGCAAUAAAGGCCUCGGAGACUCUUAACGAGUCAAGUAGAUUACGAUGCUUAAACCUUGCUUACUCCAUCAAGGGGAAUCUAGAUGGCCCUUUAUUCAAACCGUGGAGCACUGGGUCAAGUCUUGAACCCUGGCGUCUAGAAGAGUUGGACCUCUCUGGGUGGAAGAUCAAUUCCGAUACUCUUCAUAGUAUCAUGAAGUUUGUUGAGCUUGACGAGUCUUGCAACCUGCGUCGUCUCGCUCUUGUCAAUUGUGGUCUCUCGGGAGAUAUGGUCACUGGACUCUUUUGCCGGCUCGGUGCAGGCCGCAAUAUGCAUUUGUUACUGAAUGAGAAUCCUCUUGAGAGUGGUUCAACUGAUUGGAUUGACUUAAUCCAUGGCAGUGAAGCACCGAAAAAAAUCCAUAUGGAUAUGAUUCACUUUCAUCACGAAUCGAAUUUCAACCGACUCUUAAGGGCACUUGCUCAUAACAAAACCAUCGAGUUUCUGAGUAUGGUGGGAACGGGACCUCCGAAUCGUGCGAGUUCUAAAACGUCGGAGCUGCUCUCUCGAUUCUUCGAAUCAAAUAAUACAUUACAAUAUCUCGACCUUUCUGGUUAUAGCGGCAAACUGGAAGACAGCCAUAUGGGCUGGGAGCUGACAGGAGCCAUGGGCGGGCUUAAGUGGAACAACACGCUACGUCAACUUCGCGUUCGCAACCAUGAUUUAGGUACGGCAGAAGAUGUGAGCGAACUCUGUCGUGUGCUCGCUUUGAACAAGGGACUUGCGAUGUUCGAUUGCCAGCACAACAGCUUCAACCACCACCAAUUCGCACAGUUUGUUUACGCGCUGAGUUCUAAUCAGCAAAUCAUAUCUUUCCCGAUGUCUGACGCCGACCGGGAAUAUGCGGUACAGAAGGAAAAGCAGUCAUUCCUCCAAUCUCAAGCCCAACCGGAAAGGACCUUUCAGGUCAAAAAAUUGAAGUCGGCGGAGGGGCGCUUAAAUGGGUUGCUGAAGUGGGUAGACGAUUUCUGGAGAUCCGAAGCCAAUAAAGCGCUAGAAGUGUUGGAGAGGAACAGGAGUGAUCCUCGUAAUCAUGCACUUGAGUUCGAGAGGGAGUACCUUGAUGCCUGGGAUGAUCAGAGUCUUCCUUCUUGGUCAAUACGAAUCUCAGGGACCAAUGUUAAAGGGAAGGAAACGACUCGCAUGACAGCUCAGACCUCGAAAUCAGUUCCCAAUAUUCAUCCGUACUAAGCGAAUCCUAGAUGACUGUUGGUUGUCUACGCCCAUGGCCGUCCAUAAGGAGGGGCGAGGUCUGACUGCUUGUCUACCUCUAAGCAACACAGGGCACGGGGGAUGGGUUAUAUAUAGUUGAAGAUGGGGAGGGUAGAAGAGUCAUUGGGAUAUUCUCGUAUAGCCUAACAAUACGACGCUUGUUUCGGUUUGGAUGGCCCAUAACAACCUUUGAAUGGGGUUUGGUUUUGGUUUUGGUUUUGGUUUUGGUGGAUGGGUGGUGUUCAGGGACAGGUAGAAUAACAUUGUAUAUGGAAGAUACCCAAUGGAAACACGGGAAGUUUGAGUUUGCGUACCCCCCUCCCUCAGGAAGAAUGCCUAUAUAUAUGUUGACGUUAAAGGAGUAUACUAAGUUAUUACUAACGUAAGUGUCUAUAACAAGGACGACUUGACUGUUAGUCAGGAUGGAAGGUGUGAUACUCACCUAGGUUAGGCACCUACCUACCUACUCAAGGGAUCUAAAACGAUGAUCAUAUUGGGGUAGGGGUAGGGGUAAGGGUAAGGGUUGGG
Molecule: messenger RNA, 4455 nt
Organism: Hypoxylon fragiforme
Lineage: Eukaryota; Fungi; Ascomycota; Sordariomycetes; Xylariales; Hypoxylaceae
Product: RNI-like protein
Exons: 5
Coding region: 664-3906 (1080 amino acids)
Source: RefSeq, a predicted model, not a curated record